CGUCCAUUCAAAGGAAAGCAAUCCGUAACAACUUCUACAUUAUUGAACUACAAAUUCUUGAACUACAAUCUUGAGUCCCCUCCUUGACAAGGCCACCACUGCUUCAUAAUGCUGCUUGACGAAGAGCCUGCAACACUCAUCCAAGGAUGCAUUCAAAAUUUCAACAUUGCGCCGGACAGGUCAAGCCUCACUCGAAUCUCGACGUCACUUUCAGCACUAUCAGCAACCCGACAAGUUCGCCUGCAGUCAUUACAGUCGGAUCUUUCGCAUCUUUCUCGACACCUUUCAAAGCUGAGCAGCCAACAUCAACUGACGGUCUCCUCACACAACCCGAGUGAAUAUUCUGCCGAGAUUUUGCGGCUUGAUGCCGAAAAGUUUCGCGUCGCAAAGCAAGCCAACGACCUAGAAAUUGAAAGCGAACGAUUGGAACUAGAACUCGAGAACCUGAAAAGCCAAUUGAACGACCUCGAUGCGCAAGGGAUCGAAGGCGGGGCGGAGGCGAUGAGACCAAGAGACGAGACAGAGGAUGAAACGGUGCUCAAACUCAAAGUGUACCGUUCUCUUGGGAUCGAUGCCGAACCUGACACAGCGACCGGUCAAUACAACAAAGCAGUGAUCAGGAACACGGCGAAAGGUGAUGUUCAUGUUGUGAACAUCGACACCAAGUUCUCAAGAUACUUCUAUGCGAACUACUUUUGGCAAACAUUAUGAGGCGUAGAUCCAAUUUAGGUCUUGACAUGAUUGAAGCUGGCCAGUUUCGAUACGAACGGCGUCUUGAAACCUAGGCCUUUUCCGGAUCAGCAUUAUUGUCUACGCAUGUUAGGGAGGGUCGCUGAAUGGAUGGGGGGGAGAAUCGUACGCAUGCGCCAUCCCCAUGGCAUCCCCUUACCUGAGGAAGAUUGCAACCAAACUGAAGAUGCUCG
Eremomyces bilateralis CBS 781.70 is the source of this 923-nucleotide messenger RNA. RefSeq names its product Spc24-domain-containing protein. The transcript has 3 exons. The record is from RefSeq and is a predicted model, not a curated record. Lineage: Eukaryota; Fungi; Ascomycota; Dothideomycetes; Eremomycetales; Eremomycetaceae. Bases 109 to 711 code for a protein of 200 amino acids.